UUAGGGGUUGGCCGCAGGGGCCUCUUCAAAUCCUAAGGAAGACCUCUGAUAUUUCCCCUUCCGCCCUCGCUCCUUGCACCGCGUGGGAGUUUCAGUGUCUCGGAUCGGGACGAAAUGGUGAAGUUUCUGAAGCCUAACAAGGUGGUCGUGCUCUUGCAGGGCCGCUACGCCGGUCGCAAGGCCGUCAUUGUUAAGAACUUCGACGAUGGCACCAAGGAGCGCCCCUACGGCCAUGCCAUCAUCUGCGGCAUCGCCAAAUAUCCUCGCAAGGUGAUCAAGAAAGCUUCACAGAAGACCAUUGCCAAGCGUUCAAGGCUGAAAGCUUUCACGAAAGUUGUGAACUACAACCACAUUAUGCCCACCAGGUAUUCGUUGGACGUGGAUUUGAAGAGCACUUUGACCGCGGACAAGUUGGAAUCUACUGCUGGCCGUGUUGAGGCUAGAAAGGGGGCGAAAGCAGUGUUGGAAGAGAGGUUUAAGACUGGCAAGAAUAGGUGGUUCUUCUCCAAGCUUAGGUUUUGAGAGUUUUCACCGUCUUUCAGACGAUGAUUUGUCUCCGGAGUUGUUGAUGAAAAUGAAGUAAUCACGGGAACAUGUUUCGCAAAGCUUGACAUAUUACAUCCGAAAGUCCUCAGCGCACCUCAGUAGGGGCAGAAAAAAGAAACUUGCAUCAACAGGGUUGAAAACUUUUCUCCCGGCAGGAGUAGUGAUGACCAAGUAUAUCUUCCGCAGUUCAGGCUGGCUGUGGCAAAGCCACCGCUGUCUAAGUUCCACUUUUUGCAUGUCCUUGCAGUCUUUCCUUCAAGCAAUGCAAAUCAGUAGGUCAAUGUCCUGAAAUGUUUGAAUCUUAUGUAAAUAGUCAUCGAUUGUUCUUAUGGCACAUCUGCUGAUUCAAAAGUAAUGAAUACUUCAUCUUAGGUA
Messenger RNA from Physcomitrium patens, 921 nucleotides. Its product is annotated as large ribosomal subunit protein eL27. Gene Ontology annotation, cellular component: ribosome. Gene Ontology annotation, molecular function: structural constituent of ribosome. Gene Ontology annotation, biological process: translation. The record is from RefSeq and is a predicted model, not a curated record. NCBI's taxonomy places the organism in Eukaryota, Viridiplantae, Streptophyta, Bryopsida, Funariales, Funariaceae.